Molecule: messenger RNA, 1701 nt
Organism: Naegleria lovaniensis
Lineage: Eukaryota; Heterolobosea; Eutetramitea; Acrasida; Naegleriidae
Exons: 2
Coding region: 1-1701 (566 amino acids)
Biological process (GO): fatty acid catabolic process
Molecular function (GO): fatty acid amide hydrolase activity; amidase activity
Source: RefSeq, a predicted model, not a curated record
AUGAACGCAAAUCUUAGAUGCAACAAUCUUCAUUGUUUGGAAUUGAGAGAAAUAUCGGAAAGAGUUCUUCGAAAUGAAAUUUCAGUACUUGAAGUGAUCGAUUACUUUAUUCAGAGGAUUGAACGGAUGGACACUACAGUCCACGCUGUUUGUGUGAAAUUGUUUGAUCAAGCAAGAGAACAAGCUUCCGAAAUGGAUAACUUUAUUUCACGAGAGCGACAAUUUGCUCAACAACAGAAACAACAUGAAUGGAAUGAAUCUGCAUGGAUUGAAAAAAUGUUGUCAGCAAAACCAUUGCUUGGCAUUCCAUUUACAGUCAAAGAAAGUAUUCAUGUCAAGUCAACUCCAACCACAAGUGGGCUCACCACGCUCAAACAUGUGUUAUCAGAUCAUGACUCCAUCCUUGUGACUCGAUUUAAGGAAUCAGGCGCUAUUUUAAUUGGAAAGACCAAUGUUCCUCAAAUGUUGUGUGGAGACUUUAGUGAAAACCCUGUCUAUGGACGAACAUGCAAUCCUUUCAAUCGAGAGAGAUCCAGUGGUGGAAGCUCAAGCGGUGAGGGAGCUGUGAUUGCGUAUGGAGGAUCGAUUUUAGGUAUUGGAAGUGAUAUUGGUGGUAGUAUCAGACUUCCAUCGGCUCAUUGUGGAGUGUAUGGUCUCAAGCCAACUUCAGGACGUCUCACCAUGCAUGGACAUUUCGUUCUCUAUGAAGGAAUGGAAUCGGUGCAAUGUCAAAUGGGACCCAUGGCAAGAAGAGUCUCAUCCUUAAUUACAUCCAUGAAAGUACUGACACAAUAUCCGUAUGAUGACUAUUCGAGUGGUUUUUCACAUGAGGCACUCCGGAUACCUCCGGUGGAGUUGAGAGAUCCAAAUCUUGUGGACAUUUCCAAGUUACGAAUUGCUGUGUUUUAUGACAAUGAAAUUCUUUCCAUUUCGAAAUCGUGUGAAAGAGCAUUGAAUGAAACUGUCCAUGCUUUGAAAGAGAUGGGUGCUCACGUUGAAACUAUAUCACUCCAACAUUUAGAUUUGUACUGGGAAUGGAGAAACUAUGUGAAACUUUUGAUGGGGGAUGGCAUGGUCGAAUUUAGAUCCAAAGCUCAAGGAAGUCAACUCGUGGAUGAAGUCAAAGUUCCCUAUUAUUUGUCUCUCUUUCCAAAUUUUGUGUUAAAUUUCUUUGCCACUCUCACUCGAUGGAUGGGUCAAACCAUUAUGGGUCAUAGUUUCACAACUUUCACAGAAAUUAGUGUUCCACAGCAACGACAAGCCGUAUCACGAAGAGAUGCAUUCAACAUCAAGUUCAUGAAAAUACUGGAUGAAGGGAAAUUCGAUGCUGUGUUGUGUCCUGCAACCUCCAUACCAGCACAUCGUCAUGCAGAUUCUUCGUUCGUCAUUCCUUCCAUGGCAUAUGCUCACUUGUUCAAUUAUCUUGGAUUGCCUGCUGGUGUUUGUCCAAUUACUCGUGUUCGAGAAGGGGAAAAUGAUUCUGUCGAGUUUUCAAGCGUUGCCACACAAAAUUCAAAAGAUAUGACCUUUCAAUAUUGUAAAAAGACAUUGCAAAACAGCGCUGGUUUACCCAUUGGCGUACAAGUGGCAGCGCGGUAUUGGAGAGAAGACAUUGUGUUGGGAAUUAUGAAGCAUAUUGAACAGUAUUUUGAAAACAAUGAGGAUUAUCCAUUGAAUCAUGAUCACACCACAACUCAAUGA